GAACACGAUGGGGGCAAAUAAUUAAAUAGGAGCAGCCAUUAUCAUCUUCUUCUUCAAUUCAAAUUUCAAACCCGAUAUUGAUGUCGCCGUCGUCGGAAUCCAUGAACAGAAAGCUCCACGUCGCCAUGUUCCCAUGGCUGGCCUACGGCCACAUGAUCCCCUUCCUCCAUCUCUCCAACGAGCUCGCCAAAAGAGGCCACAAGGUCUCAGUUUUGCUCCCCAAAAACGCUACCCUCAAACUCGCAAAUCUCAACCUUCACCCCCACCUCAUAACCUUCCACGCUCUCACGCUGCCGCCGGUGGAAGGCGCCCCGCCCGGCGCCGAAACCUCGUCGGACUCCAAGGAUUCUCUCGCCUUAGCACGCGCCCUGGACGGAACCCGGGAUCAGGUCAAGGCAAUCCUCGUCGCCGCCGGCGACAAGCCGGACUUUAUUUUCUUCGAUUUUGCUUACUGGAUCCCGGAGGUGGCGUCGGAGAUCGGCUGUAAAUCUGUGUACUUUAAAGUUAUCGGUCCUACUAUAUCGGCAUUGGGGCUUGUGGUGUUAGCCGGCUCAGGGAAGACGUUAACCGCGUCGGACCUUACGGAGCCGCCGCCGGAAUACCCUUCUUCUAAGGUGGUCCUGCGGGAACACGAAGCACGGCAAGUAGCGCAGUUCGCGAACAUCCCGGGCAACCAGAUGACAACGUUGUUCGAGCGAGGCUUCGCCGGGAUGAGAACCUGCGACGCGCUAGCCAUGAGAACCUGCAAAGAAAUAGAAGGCCAAUUCUGCGACUACAUCGCCAGCCACUUCGGCCGACGCCCGAUGCUCUACACCGGCCUAAUCUUGCCGGAAAUUCAAGAAGACCCACUGGACCCCGCAAUCUCGAAUUUCCUCGAAAAAUCCCGACCUAACUCAGUCGUUUUCUGCGCAUUCGGAAACGAACGCCACAUGGAAAAAGACCAAUUCCAAGAACUCCUCUUAGGGUUCGAGAAAACAGGGCUCCCAUUCCUCCUCGCCCUAAGGGCACCAAAGGGGGCAAACUCCAUAGACGAAGCUUUACCGGAAGGAUUCCAAGAAAGGGUUAAAGACAGAGGAAUGGUUCGUGAUUGGGUCCCACAGACUCAAGUUUUAGCCCAUAAAUCAAUCGGGUGUUUCGUGAAUCACUGCGGGUAUGGAUCGAUGUGGGAAGCUUUGCUGAGCCAUUGCCAAUUAGUGUUUGUGCCCAACAUUAUCGAUCAAACCUUGAACACCAGGUUAAUGGCGGAUGAGCUUGGAGUUGCAGUGGAGGUGGAGAAGGGCGAAAAUGGGUGGAUUUCGAAGGAGAAUCUUUGCAGGGCAGUUAGAUCAGUGAUGGAUGAGGAUAGCCAGAUUGGGUGUUUGGUGAGGGAGAAUCAUAAGAAAUGGAGACAAGUGUUAACGAGGCCUGGAUUCAUGACAGAUUAUGUGGAAAGUUUUAUUGAGGAUUUGCAUGGACUUUUGGUUUAAUUUGAAGGUGGAGUGAGAUUAUAUUUGCUAUGUGUUUUAACUUGUAAGGGUGAAUGUAAUAAUAAUAACAUUUUUAAUAUUCCAAUUCACUAUUUUAUGUUUUGAUGGA
Ipomoea triloba (trilobed morning glory) is the source of this 1575-nucleotide messenger RNA. Its product is annotated as UDP-glycosyltransferase 79B6-like. Bases 81 to 1466 code for a protein of 461 amino acids. Gene Ontology annotation, molecular function: UDP-glycosyltransferase activity. The record is from RefSeq and is a predicted model, not a curated record. The transcript is spliced from 2 exons. NCBI's taxonomy places the organism in Eukaryota, Viridiplantae, Streptophyta, Magnoliopsida, Solanales, Convolvulaceae.